AAAGAACUAUCGAAAUCACGUACAUCCCCUGAAGGGCUGUCGCCUCGUUCAAAGCCUUUUUGGUUGACUAAAGUACCUGUAGGGACUUGCCUGUAUACACAUAUAAAUAUGCCUCUCAGACUUCCUUCUUUGAUUUUUCCGCAUCUGAUCAGGAUCGAGUUUUGGGACCAAUUUGAGUCACAGACGUCUUAUUGACCAUGGCUCAUUCGUUGAAUCCUCGUAGACUUUACACUUUCUAUGGCCUUUCCUUCAUUCUCUCAUUUUUCCUGCAACUCAUUGUCGCGCAGCACUGGGAUGGCCCAUCACCAUAUGGUCAGAACUUUGCCCCAGAUGUUAAGUCUAUUGUCACAGGAUGGGACGCUUCCUACCCAAGUUUCGAGGGCAAUAACAGCUACCCGCAACCGAUCAUAGGCGGCAGUGAUGAUAAGGGCACUGAGACGUUGAAGUCCAGGGCAGCAAAGGAUUUCUACCUCAGAAUCAUGCCGCUGGGUGCGUCAAUUACGGAAGGUGUUGCGUCGACGGAUGGCAAUGGCUACCGCAAGUGGCUGCGUCAACAACUUCGCUGGAAGGGGUGGAAGGUGAAUAUGGUUGGAUCGAAACCAAACGGAAACAUGGCCGAUAGAGACAAUGAAGGACAUCCUGGUUGGGUCAUCAAACAGGUGCACGAUGCUUUCUUGCUUGUUGCUAACAUGAAGCCGAAUCUGGUACUUAUCAAUGUCGGAACAAAUGACUGCGGCCAAAACGUCGACACCGGUAACGCCGGUGUCCGUAUGAAGGCUAUGAUCGAUGACAUCUACUCCAAAAUACCAGGCGUGACUGUGAUACUCUCAACCUUGGUGAAAAGCCGAGACAAUGACGCGUGCGCUGCGUCGUUGAGUCGACAGUAUAGAGACCUAGUUUCCAACACAUACAGCGGGCAAAGAAUCGGCCUCGCCGAUAUUUAUUCGGCUAUGUCCAUGUCCCAGCUCUCUGGUGAUGGCAUUCAUCCCACAGAUGAUGGCUACAAACUGUUCGCAGCAGUAUGGUGGGAUGCGAUUAGCAAGCUCGAGGACGUCAUUCAACCACCUGCAAGCGACGGCACUGUCAAUGAUGCGUUGAGCGGUGUGACCACUUGUCCAAAGGUUGCCGGGAAUGCUCGAGGACCAGUUCGGACCCAGCAAGGAAGCGGUCACGACGACGGCACGUAUGUGCAUAAUCGUGUCGAAAGAGGUGUCAUCGAAUCAGCACGUAUCCAGAAGCUGAACGAUCCGCGAACUAUUACUGAGCAGAUUCCUUUCAACAUAUUCUUUGCCAAUCUUGUCAAGGGCGAUCCUAACGCCGAUCGAACAGCAGCCCUGGAUGAUUGGAUUCGAGUAUUUGUGAGCUUGGAAGGCGUGACCACUUACUAUAUGCGUCAGAAUCUUGGGGGCGGUACGUUUGGUGCUAGCAAAGUGAUAGAUUUCAAGACGGAUUGUCCUCCAGGUUCGGGCUAUGCAUUUGGCGAUUUUAACGGGGAUGGUCUCGACGAUUUCUUUUGUAUAAAAGCAGGUGCCUCCGUGUCGGUCUCGUUGAACAGGGGAGGCAACCCGCCCACAUUUGAGUCCAUUGGGCAGGUAGUGCCAGCAACCUCUGGCUGGGAAAUUCUAAAUGUCCGCAUUGCAGAUAUUGAUGGUGACGGAAGGGCCGACUUUUGUCUCGUGAAUGGUGUUGACGUCAAAUGUUCCCGAAACGCCGGUCAAGGAGACACGCACUCCUGGCAGGGUUUCAGCACCCUGGAUGGCAUCCGAGGUAUAGUCUUCAACCAGCAACAGGCACCUGUCAGCGCAUUUACGUUUGGCGACAUUAAUGGCGACUUUCGCUCUGACAUUCUACUUGUCGGCGAUAAUGGUAAUGUCGAAACUUGGACGAAUUGGAGAGGUCGAGGGAGUGGUAUUGUACCCGAAUGGUCGUCCUCUGGAAUCACGCACCAAGGACAACCGGCAACCGGUAUCCGAAGUAACAUCAAGUUCGGAAAGAUUUACGGCUCUAACCGGCUCGACUAUAUAUACAUCAAGGAAGAAGAUGACUGGUUCGAUGUGCGGGUGUGGGAAAAUACUGGUGGCGGUGGCACAAAGCGCAAGGGAGAUGGCGUUUUCUACUGUGAUAUGCGUGGUCUUGGCUCUGAUGACUACGUGUGGAUCUACAUGGACGGCCAUUCGAACGAAAUCUACGGGAACACCCACAACCCUCCGUAUUGGGAUCCCAACAUCAAAAUCACUAUCUCGGUGCCCGGGCCGCGGAUUGGUAUUCACCUGGCAGAUUGGACCGGAAAUGGACGGUGUGAUGUUCUAGUCCAGAAUAAGGCGACAGGAGCUGUAACCCUUUGGGAAAAUCAGUGGGAUUCAGGUGCAAAUACUCUGACUUUCGCUAAUCGAGGUGUUGUCGCUUCACCAGGCUGUACAGAGGGCUGGGGGGUUGGUAUAUUUGACCGCGGCAUGCGUAUAGCUGACAUGGAUGGCGAUGGAAGAGCAGAUAUAGUAUGCUUUGAGAAAGGUGGACGUCUUACUGCUUGGCUCAAUCGGGCAUCCGGCAUGUUCAAUGCUGGCCAAAUCAAGCUAACAGAAGGCUGGGAUCGUGCCAACCUUCGCUUGGCUGAUGUUGAGAACUCUGGGAGAGCCGAUAUCAUCUGGCUUGAUAAGUAUACAGGGGCCGGAAGAGUGUGGAAAAACAACGGUUAUGCUGGGCCGAAUGGUGGAGGAGGAGGGAGCUCCUUUUCCUGGACCAGUCGUGGUGUGCUAUAUUCACCGAUCGACCGAGGCGAGUGCAUGAACUUUGCGAACAUAGGAGGUCUAGGUCGAGCAGACUUGAUACAAGUAUACCCCGGCACCAACGAGGCCUACACAUUUUUCAAUGAAUGUGGUGGUGCUGGAUCUGGCGGGGACGAUGGUGACAUUGUGUCUCCCGGUCUGCCUGACUACUCAUCAGAGGAUAACGACCAAAUCAUCGUUCCUACACCAGUAACAGUCACAAUUCCUACACCGACAAAUACAAAUGCCCCACCAGAAGUCACCGAAAACGCACAGCCUGUUGAAGCCAACUCAUACUUCUACCUGGACACAGGCAGUUGCAAUACCAUCAAUAAGUCACCCGAAGGCGAGACCUACAAGCAUUUCGUCGAGUGGGCUAUAUUUGACGCUCAAACCAUUGCCAUGACCGUCGACGCUUCAUGGCCAAGUCGUUUGACAGGGUCAUCGGAUCUCUACAUCGGAAAGAACUUCCACAUGUCGCAAUACAUGAAUGAUUUCAAAGCCAACGUGCACGCCGCUAGUAAAUUCCAGAACCCCCAGUUCUGGCCGUUCCAGCAAUACAUCCGCGUCAACUGUUACGACACAUACAAUGCUUGCGGAGGCAAGAUCGGAAAGGAUCCAAGAAGCGUCGGGGCAUACGCCAACAACACGAAAGGAGUAUUUGGCACCAAUUACUACACUAUCACCUUGUGUCCACCGUUCUUCACCCUCAACUCCCUGAAUCAAGUUUCACAUGAGAACGGCGAGAAAGACACCUCCACCUUCCAACUCAUCUACAUGGAAACCAGCGCCUCCAAGUUCCUGCACGAGGUCAUGCACAUAAACGCCAUUACGGAGAAGCGGGAGCACAUCAUCGACGAGGUUUUCGACAGCGGAAGACGCAUCUACGGGCCCAAAGACGUCGCCAAAGCCGCGCGCAUCGCCAACCGCGAUGGCUUCCAGUACAACUACAAAAACGCGGAUACGUACGCUGUUUUUGUCAUGGCGGCGUACUGGGAGUGGUUUUAUGGGGUGGUGAUUCCGCCGACUGUGAGCGGAGCGGCGCAACCAGCGGGCUUGCGCGAGUACGAUGCUGUAGGGGACAGUCAGAAUAAUUACCUCAUAUAUGAGUUUUGAGCGACGAACUUACGACGUUCGGUGAUGAGGAUUUCUCGUCCCGUUGGGCCUUUUUUCACGUCUUUGUUUUCUUGAUUAGACAAGAGAAUAUUAGGGUUGUUAUUCCAUUUGUCAAGGGGGUAGAUCUUUGCACUAUUACUAGAGUAUAUUCUUCAUUCAUCCGUACAUGAUUAUUAGAG
This is a messenger RNA of Cadophora gregata, 4060 nucleotides long. RefSeq lists its product as uncharacterized. The coding region runs from base 198 to 3881 and encodes 1227 amino acids. Gene Ontology annotation, molecular function: phosphatidylcholine lysophospholipase A1 activity; metallopeptidase activity. The record is from RefSeq and is a predicted model, not a curated record. The transcript is spliced from 19 exons. NCBI's taxonomy places the organism in Eukaryota, Fungi, Ascomycota, Leotiomycetes, Helotiales, Ploettnerulaceae.